Molecule: messenger RNA, 7702 nt
Organism: Sander lucioperca (pikeperch)
Lineage: Eukaryota; Metazoa; Chordata; Actinopteri; Perciformes; Percidae
Gene: cacna1db
Product: calcium channel, voltage-dependent, L type, alpha 1D subunit, b
Exons: 51
Coding region: 267-7067 (2266 amino acids)
Biological process (GO): calcium ion import across plasma membrane
Cellular component (GO): voltage-gated calcium channel complex; membrane
Molecular function (GO): high voltage-gated calcium channel activity
Source: RefSeq, a predicted model, not a curated record
UCUGUCCAUCUCCAGACUGUGAGAAUAAUUGACAGCAGUGGAUUGACUGCUGCUGUCAGCGCGUCCCCUCGGAUCCGCCGUGAAUCUGCAGGCGGGCACCCGGAUGUGGCGAAAAUGUUUGGCGCUCCUCUCUCAGGGUUUGCGCUGAAAACAUUUUAUAAUUCAGGUUAACGGAUCGGUUCAGGCUCGCGCGUUGACACCUUUGGAUGUUUUUCUUCCAACGAUGAGUUGGAUUUAAAACGAACAUUUUCAAUGUGGAUUCGAGGAUGCAAGAAGCAGAUGAACAGUCUGAAGGGGCACAGCAUGCCAGCAAAAGGACCACUCACUCCACCGACGCCUCGGCUCUCUGGUCAGAAAGCCACACCCAUCUGCACCAGCUCCAUCCAACUGAGCCCUUGCAGGCCCCGCCCAGCACUGGAAAGCCCGUCGGCUCCUCUUGCGGCCUCCUCGGGUCCAACAGUGGCAUUCAGGACCCCGAUGGCACUGGUUCCGGUGUUAGCCCCGUCCUCGCUUGGCAUACCGCCAUUAGCGCUGCUCGCCAGGCGCAGGGCGAUGUUGCAAAGCCCGAGAUAAGUUCACAGCCCUCAGUGUGCACCACUGGACCAGCUCCUGUGGGCUCACUAGCACAGAGGAAGAGGCAGCAGUACGCCAAAAGCAAAAAGCAGGGAGGUUCUACAAACAGCAGGCCACCCAGAGCUCUGUUCUGCCUCACCCUAAACAACCCGAUCCGCAGAGCUUGCAUCAGCCUGGUGGAGUGGAAACCAUUUGAUAUCUUUAUACUGCUGUCUAUUUUUGCCAACUGUGUGGCCUUAGCCAUUUACAUCCCCUUCCCCGGAGACGACUCCAACUCUACCAACCAAGAACUGGAAACAGUAGAAUAUGCCUUCCUGAUCAUUUUCACAAUAGAAACAUUUUUGAAGAUUAUUGCCUACGGCCUGGUCAUGCACCAAAACUCCUACGUCAGAAACGGCUGGAACAUGCUGGACUUUGUCAUCGUCAUAGUGGGGUUGUUCAGUGUGGUUUUAGAGAUGAUAACUAAGGACGCUGACUCUGGCGGUCAGUCUGGGGGCAAACCUGGGGGGUUUGAUGUCAAGGCCCUCCGAGCCUUUCGCGUGCUACGACCCCUUCGCCUUGUCUCUGGAGUUCCUAGUUUACAGGUGGUUUUAAACUCCAUUAUUAAAGCCAUGGUUCCCCUGCUUCACAUUGCUCUGCUGGUCCUCUUUGUCAUUAUCAUCUACGCCAUCAUCGGCCUGGAGCUCUUCAUUGGCAAAAUGCAUGCCACAUGCUACGUGAUACAAACAGGUGCCCUCGCAGAAGAAGAGCCCACACCGUGUGCUGUAUCAGGGCACGGCCGUCAUUGCCUGCUCAAUGGUACAUUUUGCAGAGAGGGCUGGCAAGGCCCCAACAACGGAAUUACCAACUUCGACAAUUUUUUGUUUGCCAUGCUCACAGUGUUCCAGUGCAUCACCAUGGAGGGCUGGACCGACGUUCUCUACUGGAUGAAUGAUGCAAUGGGCUUUGAGCUGCCGUGGGUCUACUUUGUCAGUCUGGUCAUCUUUGGAUCCUUCUUUGUUCUCAACUUGGUUUUGGGUGUGUUGAGCGGAGAGUUUUCCAAAGAGCGAGAAAAAGCCAAGGCUCGGGGAGAUUUCCAGAAGCUACGUGAGAAGCAGCAGUUAGAGGAAGACCUGAAAGGCUACCUGGACUGGAUCACCCAGGCUGAGGACAUCGACCCUGAGAACGAGGAGGAGGGUGACGAGGAGGGCAAGCGAAACCGGGUCACGCUGGCUGACCUCACUGAGAAGAAGAAAGGAAAGUUUGGCUGGUUCACUCAGUCCACAGAGACACAGGCGAGCAUGCCCAGUGAGACAGAGUCAGCGACCACAGAGAAUCACAAUGGAGAGGAAAACAAGUCACCCUGCUGUGGGCCGCUGUGUCAAAAAAUUACUAAGUCAAAGUUCAGUCGUCAGUCGCGACGGUGGAACCGUUUCUGUCGCAGAAAGUGUCGUGCAGCCGUGAAAUCGGUGACGUUUUAUUGGCUGGUCAUCAUCUUGGUGUUCCUCAACACUCUCACCAUCGCCUCUGAGCACUACAACCAGCCGGACUGGCUGACGGAAGUACAGGAUGUUGCCAACAAAGUUCUUCUGGCGAUGUUCACCAUGGAGAUGCUAGUGAAGAUGUACAGCUUGGGGCUGCAGGCGUACUUUGUGUCCCUGUUCAACCGCUUUGACUGUUUUGUGGUGUGUGGAGGCAUUGUAGAGACCAUCCUGGUGGAGCUUGCCAUCAUGUCUCCACUGGGCAUCUCUGUAUUCCGUUGUGUACGACUGCUUAGGAUCUUCAAGGUUACACGUCAUUGGGCAUCUCUUAGUAACCUGGUGGCCUCUCUGCUUAACUCCAUGAAGUCCAUCGCCUCACUGUUGCUGCUGCUCUUCCUCUUCAUCAUUAUUUUCUCCCUGCUUGGCAUGCAGCUUUUUGGGGGCAAGUUUAACUUUGAUGAGACUGUGACCAAAAGGAGCACGUUUGAUAACUUCCCCCAGGCCCUGCUCACUGUGUUCCAGAUCUUGACAGGAGAAGACUGGAAUACGGUGAUGUAUGACGGUAUCAUGGCGUACGGCGGUCCGGCAUCCUCUGGAAUGGUGGUCUGCAUUUACUUCAUCAUCCUCUUCAUCUGUGGAAACUACAUCCUGCUAAACGUCUUCUUGGCCAUCGCUGUUGACAACCUGGCAGACGCAGAGAGCCUCAACACAGCACAGAAGGAAGAAGAGGAGGCCAAGAAGAGGAAGAAUAGUGUCAAGGACGCAAGCACAGAUAAGAAGAGAGUUGAAAUAAUAGACGUCAAUGAUGGAGAGACCAAGGUGCCAGCGGAGGCCUUGCUGGAGGAAGACAAAGAGUCAUAUCCUGCCAUCCACUCUUCAGCGUGUGAUGAUGACGACGAUAAGGGCGUUCUCCCAGAAGUCCCGCCAGGGCCUCGCCCUCAGAGGCUGUCUGAACUCAGCAUCAAAGAAAAGACUCUGCCCAUCCCGCGGGGCAGUGCCUUCUUCAUCUUUAGCAGCACUAACCCGUUUCGUGUAUUCUGCCAUAAGCUGAUCAACCAUCAGAUCUUCACCAACCUCAUCCUGGUCUUCAUUAUGCUCAGCUCUGUCUCUUUGGCUGCUGAGGACCCAAUACGCAACUUCUCUGCUCGCAAUAUUAUACUUGGUUAUUUUGACUAUGCUUUCACCGCAAUCUUUACUGUUGAGAUCCUGUUGAAGAUGACAGCGUUUGGAGCGUUCCUUCAUAAAGGGGCGUUCUGUAGAAACUACUUCAACCUUUUAGACCUGCUGGUCGUUGGUGUGUCUCUGGUCUCCUUUGGCAUUCAGUCCUCUGCUAUCUCAGUGGUGAAGAUUCUCCGUGUUUUGAGAGUCCUCCGUCCACUCAGGGCUAUCAACCGAGCCAAGGGACUUAAGCAUGUGGUCCAGUGUGUGUUUGUGGCUAUCAGGACCAUCGGCAACAUCAUGAUCGUCACUACGCUGCUGCAGUUCAUGUUCGCUUGCAUCGGAGUGCAGCUCUUUAAGGGGAAAUUUUAUCGCUGCACAGAUGAUGCAAAGUCCAGCCCAGAGGACUGCAAAGGUACCUACAUUCUCUACAACAACGGGGACACAGCACUGCCCAUGGUGAAGGAGAGAAUCUGGUACAACAGCGACUUCAACUUUGACAACGUCCUUAUGGCCAUGAUGGCUCUUUUUACUGUCUCCACGUUUGAAGGAUGGCCCACUCUACUCUACAAGGCCAUCGACUCUAACAAAGAGAACAUGGGUCCCAUCUACAACUACCGCAUUGAGAUCUCCAUCUUCUUCAUCAUCUACAUCAUCAUCAUCGCCUUCUUUAUGAUGAACAUCUUUGUCGGUUUCGUUAUUGUCACCUUUCAAGAGCAGGGGGAGAAGGAGUACAAAAACUGCGAGCUGGACAAGAACCAGCGUCAGUGUGUGGAAUAUGCUCUUAAAGCUCGUCCUCUGCGACGCUACAUCCCCAAAAACCCUUACCAGUACAAGUUCUGGUAUGUGGUCAACUCUACUGGCUUUGAGUACGUCAUGUUUGUCCUAAUCAUCCUGAACACCCUGUGUCUGGCCAUUCAGCACCAUGGUCAGUCUCACCUGUUUAACUAUGCCAUGGAUAUCCUCAACAUGGUCUUCACUGGGGUUUUCACUGUGGAGAUGAUCCUCAAGCUCAUCGCCUUCAAACCCAGAGGCUAUGUCGGGGACGCCUGGAACGUCUUCGAUGCUCUGGUCGUGAUUGGCAGUGUAGUCGACAUCAUACUCAGCCAGAACUAUUUUGCUGAUGCAUGGAACACGUUUGAUGCCUUAAUUGUUGUGGGUAGCGUGGUUGACAUUGCCAUCACUGAGAUCAAUUCGGCAGCCAUUCCUGUCGUCAAGGUGAUAGUGGAGCCAGGGAACACGGAGGACAGUGCUCGCAUCUCCAUCACCUUCUUCCGUCUGUUCAGAGUGAUGCGAUUGGUCAAACUUCUGAGCAGAGGGGAGGGCAUCAGGACUCUGCUGUGGACCUUCAUCAAGUCCUUCCAGGCUCUACCCUAUGUUGCACUCCUGAUAGCCAUGCUGUUCUUCAUCUAUGCCGUAAUUGGGAUGCAGGUGUUUGGAAAAAUAGCCAUGGUGGAUGGAACACAAAUCAACCGCAACAACAACUUUCAAACCUUUCCUCAAGCUGUCCUGAUGCUUUUCAGGUGUGCCACAGGUGAGGCCUGGCAGGAGAUCAUGCUGGCCUGUCUGCCAGGGAAGCUGUGUGAUUCAGAGUCGGACUACAACCCUGGAGAGGAGAGAACCUGCGGAAGUGGCUUCGCCAUUAUCUACUUCAUCAGCUUCUACAUGCUCUGUGCUUUCCUGAUCAUAAACCUGUUUGUUGCUGUCAUCAUGGAUAACUUUGACUAUCUGACCCGUGAUUGGUCCAUUCUUGGACCACAUCACCUGGAUGAGUUUAAAAGGAUCUGGUCCGAAUAUGAUCCUGAAGCAAAGGGCAGGAUAAAACACCUUGAUGUGGUGACUCUGCUGAGGAGGAUCCAGCCUCCGCUGGGCUUCGGCAAGCUCUGCCCUCACAGAGUGGCCUGUAAACGUCUGGUGGCGAUGAACAUGCCCCUCAACAGUGAUGGGACAGUCAUGUUUAAUGCCACCUUGUUUGCUCUGGUCCGCACUGCUCUCAAGAUUAAGACUGAGGGUAACCUGGACCAAGCCAAUGAGGAGCUUAGAGCUGUGAUUAAGAAGAUCUGGAAGAGGACCAGCAUGAAACUGCUGGACCAAGUGGUACCCCCUGCAGGCGAUGACGAGGUAACAGUGGGGAAGUUCUAUGCCACCUUCCUGAUACAGGACUACUUCAGGAAGUUCAAGAGGCGCAAAGAGCAAGGUCUUGUAGGAAGGCACUCAUGGGAGAGGCUGAACACAACCAUGGCUCUACAGGCCGGCCUGCGCACGCUGCAUGACAUUGGACCAGAGAUCCGGCGAGCCAUAUCUUGUGACCUGCAAGAGGCAGGGCUGGUAAAUGUUGAUAGAGAGGAAGAAGAGGAAAUCUACAGGCGUAACGGCAGCCUUUUUGGGAACCAUGUCAACCAGGUCAGUGCUGAACAGCAAGGCUACUGCCACCCAACCACUGUCACCCAGCGGCCGCUACAGAUCCUGCCCUUCUGUAGUGCCUCAACUGAACCCACCCAAACAGGCAGGAGAGCCAGCAAUGUGGACAGAGGAGGGGAGACAGAGAUGAACUCUUCACCCGUCCUGUAUAACCAUCAUUAUCACUCUCCUCAUCCGUAUAAUUAUCCUCACUGUAUUUCCACUUGCCAUCAAUCGCCAAUACCCUCCAAUGCCAACCUCAACAAUGCCAACGUGCCCUCACUUUUCUCCAUGACCAAUGGGAGGCAGCAGAAGUGUUUGUUAAGGCAAGACCGUCCGUCCUCCACCAAAAAUGGAUCAUCAGUGUCCACUGACAGCAAGAGCAAACUUUGGAAGUCACACUCCACAAGGACACGCUACUAUGAGGCCUACAUUAGGUCAGAAAGUGGCGGUGGGCUCUACCCCACCAUUCGCCGAGAAGAGCCAGGGGGCGGGGACAGCGAUGAUGAGCGAGGCUCGGGAGAGUACUUCAGCGGGGAGGAGUUUCACGAAGACGACAUCAUGCUCCCAAAGGACAGGUUGCCCAACAAGGAACACCAUGAUGCAGAGGGAGACUUUAACCUCGAGGUUUCCAAGGGUGACCACCAAUCUGAUGGUUACUAUGAUGAUGACCAACUGCCCAUCUACCAAGAUGGCAGGCGGUCACCCAGGAAAUGGAUUUUACCCUCUCCUCGAGCCUCCAACAGGCCAACAUUCAGUUUUGAGUGUCUUCGCAGAAAAAGUAGUCAGGAAGGCGCUCCUCCCUCUCCAUCCUGUACAGCUCUUCCACUGCACCUGGUGCAGCAACAGGUAAUGGCAGUGGCUGGUAUCGAUGCGAGCAGAGUUCACCACUUGUCCCCUACGCGGUCGCUUUGCUCCUGGGUCACGCCUCCUGCCUCACCCAUCAGCCAUGACUGCUCGCCGUGCUACACACCACUCAUACAGGUGGACUGGCGUAGUCCCGGCAGCAUCGGCAGCAUCCCCGGAGCAGUGAAGAGGAGUUCAUGGUAUACAGACGGCCAGGACGGUCCUACCAAUCCCAGCCACUCUCCAUCACUUCUGCAGUUACCUGCAGACAGCUGCUCACACUUCCUGCCGAAGAGAGGCAGCGCCAACAGUGUGGUGGAGGCUGUGUUGAUCUCUGAAGGUCUGGGGAAAUUCGCCAGGGACCCCAGGUUUGUGGCAGUGACGAAACACGAAAUCGCAGACGCCUGCGAGAUGACCAUCGAUGAGAUGGAAAGCGCUGCCAGUAACCUGCUGAACGGGAGUGUGGGCAACGGCAAUGCUGGGGAAACAGCGAGCGUCAGCUCGGACCUACAUGCCAUCGCACAUCUUAGAGACAGCAGUAUCCAUGACUACAGCGACGAGGAGCCGUACGUUGCUCUGAAGUGCGAGGAGGACCUAACAGACGAGAUGAUAUGCAUCACGUCGCUAUAGCAGAGACUCACACUGGAUUAUUUAGGUUUUUUCAAUUGAAAUUCUACAACUAUUCCACAGUAAGGUGAUGUCUUCUCAGGAGUACCCUGCAAUAGACAGAACAUGUUUAACAUGGAUGGAUAAGAGAACAAAGUGCCUUGUUUUCUCUUUCUGUGGAUUGAUGAAUGGAACUGUAGGAGAGAUGAGAGAAACGGAUGGCAACAUGGAAGAGCUGAGUUAAAUUAAGCAAAUGUUCAAACCAGAGGGAAUCUAUUUACUCGCCAGCCUGCCUGUCAUUUAGCAGGAAUUCAGGAUACUUCUUUAAUAUUGAAAGUGGUUUGAUACAGCUAAAUAACCUGCCAGCCUCAAAAAGCCAGUCCAGAGCCCUUGUCAAGUUUUGUAUAUUUUUAUUGUUUUAGCUCUGUACUGCAACACAUUGGAUUAAACAACUUUAAUGGCUUUGAUUUGAGGGUGUUUGCAUCCAUAUUGAGUGAACAAUGUUGUCAUUGUUCUGCAGCACUGUCCUAAAAUUGUGUGACUUUGUACAAACAAAGCCAUGUAUCGUACACUGUUCGCUCAAUAUGAAGUCAAUGAAACAGAAAAUGUGUCACCUUUUUGAACACAUUGAUAAGUGACUGAAAGAGUGAUGCUGGCUU